AUGUCGCGCCACAAAUUUGUCAAGGCUUUAAACUUGGAUGACGAGCUCGACGAAUAUGAUGGAGCGCUCGAUGAAGAUGUCCAGGAUGAGUAUUCUCCUGAAGAUAAAGAACAAUUACGUCGAGGUACUGUGCAAGUACGGCAAACUCUAGGAUUGGAGUUUCCAGCCAGCGACCGCGAAAUUGAAGAUUCAUUGUAUUACUACUAUUAUGAUGUAUCGAAGACUGUGAACUAUCUUCUGAACCUUGGAAUGGAGAUUGCAUCCAGCUAUCCGGUUGUUCCAGUCUGUCGAGUACCAUUUUCAGCCGCAGAAUUCUUCCGUGAUGCACCAUGGCUUAACAUACCUCUGGAAAGGCGAGGAGAGAUUACUGUAGAGCCUUUGCUCCCUCCAUGUCGCCUCCUAGGAGGAUCAUCGAAGGAGGGUAGCGCUCCUCCCAGAUCCAAACUUGCAGCCCUUGCUGCGGCGCGCAAACGGGAAAAUCGAAAUCCUAAGUCGGAUGGUCCAAAGCCAAGCUCUGUAAUCAUUCUGGAAAAGCUGAGCCGGUCGAAACGUUUGUCUGCUUCAGAUGAGCUGGGGACUUCCGAUCAGAGUGUAGACCCGGAAAUCCAAGAGCUCGCACGGGAACCCAAUAUCAAACGAUACCCUGUGCGAUCAAGAAGAAAAUCAACUACCCCACCCGCACAGGAUGAAUCGAUCAAAGUCAAAUCGGCCACAACAAUCGAUACUCAGGAUCAAUCAGUGAACGUUCCAUCCAAGCUUGCGCCCAGUGCACCCCCCUCGAUGUUUGGAACGGCUAUGUUUGCCAUUGAUUCAUCUUUCGAGCGAUGGAACAAGGCGUCUGACGAUCGUCCUAAUCUUCAUCUAUGGCUGAGACUACCUACUAAUCAUGACGCAUUUGCAGGCCCAAGCCCGGAUGAUGUUGUGCUUAAGGCUCAAAGUGCCUCCAAAGGGCCCAAGCAAAGCACCAAACAAAUCAGUUAUACCAAAGGUGCCACCAAAAUUCCCGCGAAAGACGAUCCUGGUGGUGUAACGACAGGCUUAAGCGACGUCAAAGUCGCAGAGGAAGUGCCUAAGAUUAAACGAAAAAAUAUCGAUGUAGUAGCCGAAUACGCCAAAUUGAAGCCCAAGAAAGCGGCAAACUUUGUUGUCAUUGGACACGUUGAUGCUGGCAAAAGCACCCUGAUGGGUCGGCUCCUUCAUGAUUUGAAGGCUGUUGAUCAGAGGACUGUCGACAAAUACAGAAGAGAAGCCGAAAAGAUUGGAAAAGCAUCAUUCGCCCUCGCUUGGGUCAUGGACCAAGGCAGUGAGGAGCGUGCGCGAGGAGUAACGAUUGAUAUUGCCAAUUUCAAAUUUGAGACCGAGAAAACGAAUUUCACCAUCCUCGAUGCGCCAGGUCACCGUGACUUUGUGCCAAAUAUGAUUGCGGGAGCCAGCCAGGCAGACUUUGCUAUCCUGGUCAUCGACGCCAGCACGGGGAACUUUGAGUCAGGUCUUAGGGGGCAAACAAAGGAACACACCCUUCUUGUCCGGAGCAUUGGCGUGCAGAGUGUCAUUAUUGCCGUCAACAAGCUAGACACUGUCGGCUGGUCAAGGGACCGCUUUAACGAGAUUUCGCAACAGCUGACGGCUUUCCUGACUACCGCUGGUUUUCAAUCAAGGAAUCUUGCUUUUGUUCCGUGCUCAGGGUUGACAGGCGACAAUAUAAUCAAUAAAGCUAGCUGUGAAGCUGCAUCCUGGUAUGAAGGGAAGCCACUUAUAGGGCUUCUAGAAGACUCGGAACCCAGUAUUCGUGCCAUUGAGAAACCAUUUCGGCUUACUAUUGAUAAUGUCUUCCGUGGAGGGGUACAAAAUCCAGUCUCCGUAUCCGGUCGCAUCGACGCCGGUACGUUACAAAUAGGCGAUAGCCUACUGAUCCAUCCUGCAUCGCAGACAGCGACCGUCAAACUCCUCGAAGUGGACAACGAGUCGGCGGAAUGGGCAAUAGCAGGACAGAAUGCAAACAUCCACCUAAGUGAUAUCGAUGCCAACUACCUUAGACCAGGUGAUCUGGUAAGCCUACCGUCAGCUCCUGUUCGGAUCACCAAAGCCUUUACCGUGAAAAUCCUUGCCUUUGAGCACAUCAUGCCAAUGCCGUGCGAAAUUCAUAGAGGAAGGCUCUAUGCGCCCGGAAGAGUCGUGAAACUUGAGGCCAUAUUGGACAAAGCCUCCGGUACGCCAGUCAAGGGCAAGAAGCCGAAGCUGGUUAAACCAGGCAGUGUAGCAAGAGUGAGCGUAGAGACGGACCAGGAGGUUCCUCUAGAGAGUGGUAACCGGGUCAUUCUGAGAGCGGAAGGCGUAACUAUUGGGGCAGGCUUAGUAGAAUAG
Messenger RNA from Bacidia gigantensis, 2364 nucleotides. RefSeq lists its product as uncharacterized. The record is from RefSeq and is a predicted model, not a curated record. The coding region runs from base 1 to 2364 and encodes 787 amino acids. The transcript is spliced from 5 exons. Gene Ontology annotation, biological process: translation. NCBI's taxonomy places the organism in Eukaryota, Fungi, Ascomycota, Lecanoromycetes, Lecanorales, Ramalinaceae. Gene Ontology annotation, molecular function: GTPase activity; GTP binding.